Messenger RNA from Fragaria vesca subsp. vesca, 1000 nucleotides. RefSeq lists its product as uncharacterized. The transcript has 3 exons. NCBI's taxonomy places the organism in Eukaryota, Viridiplantae, Streptophyta, Magnoliopsida, Rosales, Rosaceae. The coding region runs from base 32 to 1000 and encodes 322 amino acids. The record is from RefSeq and is a predicted model, not a curated record.
CAAUGAGUGCGUAUCACAAAACCAGACGAACAUGUUCGUCGAGCCUCAAGACGAGCUCGAGGCCACGUUAUCCAGGGCUUCAAUGGAGAACAAGACGGUGAUCAUUGCCGUGGUAAACAAGGCUUACGCAGUGCAAGAUGUGAGAGCAGACACAACCAUGCUCGACCUCUUUAUCGAGAGCUUUUGGCAAGGGGAGGGCACGAGGGAGCUGAUCGACCACCUGGUGGUGGUGGCGGUUGAUCAGACGGCCUACGACCGGUGCCGGUUUCUGAGGCUGAACUGCUACAAAUUGGAAACCGACGGUGUGGAUUUCGGGGGAGAGAAGAUUUACAUGUCCCAGGAUUUCAUUCAGAUGAUGUGGAAGAGAACUUGGUUCUUGUUGGAGGUUCUCAAACGUGGUUACAGCUUCGUGUUCACGGACACUGAUGUGGUGUGGCUAAGGAACCCAUUUACAAAGUUAAGUAACAACGAAACUGAGGAUUUACAAAUAAGCACCGACAUGUUCUUUGGAGAUCCAUGGAACACAACACAGUUAAUCAAUACCGGCUUCUACUACAUCAAAUCCAACAACAAGACCAUCGCACUGUUUGAUAAAUGGUACAACUUGAAGGACAAUGCCACUGGACUGAAAGAACAAGAUGUAUUACUAAACCUCCUUCGAGGUGGUAUUGUUCCAGAAUUGGGGCUUAGAGUUAGAUUCUUGGAUACUAUAUAUUUCAGUGGUUUUUGCCAGAAUAGCAGGGAUGUUAGGGAAGUUAGUACCGUCCAUGCCAAUUGUUGUCGGAGUAUUGUUGCGAAAGUGCAAGACUUGAAGGCUGUUCUCCGGGAUUGGAAGAAGUUCAAGAAAGUAGUAUCGCAUAAAAGAGUUGAUCUUAAUGUGACUGCCAAAACUUUUCAAUGGACCGGUCAUUGGGGAUGUUGGAACUCAUGGAAGGUUCCGGCUAGCAACGGGAAACGGAAGCUGCCGAAUAACACCGGCAAAGCUACUCAUAAGGCAUAA